Messenger RNA from Apaloderma vittatum (bar-tailed trogon), 1893 nucleotides. It is a transcript of the gene PARP9, whose product is annotated as poly (ADP-ribose) polymerase family, member 9. Gene Ontology annotation, biological process: positive regulation of type II interferon-mediated signaling pathway; negative regulation of gene expression. Gene Ontology annotation, molecular function: ubiquitin-like protein ligase binding; transcription corepressor activity. Lineage: Eukaryota; Metazoa; Chordata; Aves; Trogoniformes; Trogonidae. Gene Ontology annotation, cellular component: cytoplasm; nucleus. The transcript has 6 exons. The record is from RefSeq and is a predicted model, not a curated record. Bases 1 to 1893 code for a protein of 630 amino acids.
AUGGUAAUGGAUGAAGACAGCCUGAUGAUCCACAUCAAUAAAAAUGUCUAUGAAGUUCUCCAGGAAAGAGAGGGCUGUCUGAGAACCCUCAUUCAGAACAAGUUUGCUUGUACGUUGACCUUCGAAAGUACAAAAUGCACUGGUGAAGUAUACAGGAAAACACUAAAGCAGGGAACUGACAUUUGUGUUUGUAAGGAUGAUCUCACAAAGCACCAGGCCGAUGCUUUGGUGAAUGCAGCCAAUGAGCGUCUUGAUCAUAUAGGAGGCCUUGCUUUAGCCCUUGUGAAUGCCGGAGGGCCAGAAAUACAAGUGGAAAGCCAUCGUCAUAUUCGAGAGUCUGGAAGACUCUCAGCUGGCAAAAUAGCAGUGACAAGUGGAGGGAAGCUUCCUUGUAAGAAAAUUAUUCACGCAGUUGGUCCAAGGUGGGAAGCUUAUGAAAAGGAAAAAUGUUGUCUCCUGCUUCAGGAAGCUAUUGUGAAUGUUCUGAAGUAUGUUAGUGAUGAGAAAAAUGCUGUCAAGUCUGUGGCUAUUCCAGCAGUGAGUUCAGGUGUUUUUGGCUUCCCACUCGGUUUGUGUGCUCAAGUGAUUGUAAUGGCUAUAAAGGAGUUUGUUGAGAACCAUCAACCAAGCUGUCUCAGGGAAAUCCGCCUGGUGGAUGCUUUUGAGCCUACAGUUGCAGAAAUGAAGAAGGCCUGUGAAAAGUUUCUAGGUGACACCAGUUCACUUCAGCAAACUCUUUCGGCUUCACCAAGCCAGCCUUCAGCUUUCAUCAAGGACGGAGGCAUUCGCCUGCGUAUCAUAAAAGGAGUCCUUGAAGAGCAGAAGACUACAGCUGUUGUUAAUUCUGUGUCUGUGAGUGGCGAGCCUUACCAGGCAGUUUCACGAGGACUGCUGCAAAAAGCAGGUUCAGCUCUUCAGGAUGAACUUACACGUCAGUUUAGACACGCUACGUCUUACAAGGAACUCAUAGUAACAGAGGGGUAUAAUCUGCCCUGUGAGUUUGUCCUGCACAUUGUAUGGCCGCUGUACCGUCACAGGGUAUUGCUGUGUGAGGCAUUAAGUUCUGCAGUGAGAAGAUGCCUGAAUCAGUUUCGGGACCGGCCAUCUUCCUCCAUUUCUUUUCCACCAAAUGGGAUUUGGUCAUUAAUGCUGCCUGUUGAUCUAGUGGCAGAGAUCAUGAUCAGAGAGGUUUUAAAUUUUGGCAGGGAACACCCGGAGAAGAAGAUGGAGGUGCAGUUUGUCUUUAACGUAGAUGACUACGAAGCCUAUCAGGUUUUCCAGAAAAAAUUUUACGCAGCAGAACAAAAACUGGAUAAAAAGGAGUAUUACAACAGAAGUGAUCAUUUGAGUACAGGCAGUAAAAGCGUACAAGAGACUGCAAAUAACGAGCCAGCUAUUAAACUUAGAGGGAAGACACGUACAGCAUUGGAAGCAGCAGAAUCAUGGAUCCAAAGCGUAGUACAAAUUUGGAAAAGUCACCAAGCUAUUAUUGAAAACAACUUCAUUUUUAGCCUCGGUAAAAAAGAGUUUGCAGAGUUAUCUCAAGAGCAGUGUUCUAGCGUAUGUGUAGAGGAAAAAGUGAGAGGUGGAAGAGCCAGACUGGAAUUCCAGGGCCCUCCUGAUGCUGUGAUUGAUGCAGUGCUCACAACUGAAAAAUUGCUGCUUCGUAUGCAAGAGGAGACUAUAGCCGAACAAAAGAAACUGCUGGACAUAUUUGGCCAACAAAGAGGAGGUCAGCUUGCAGAAGGACAGCUUCACAAGACAAAUACUACUCAAAGCAUCAAGAUUUCAGUGGUAGAAUCACACCUUCAGGACUUUAAAGACAGAGAGGAACAGUUUGAAAAAGCUGGGCUUCAAGUUCUCAAGGUAAAGAGGAUAUUAAUGAAAAAAUAA